AUGUUUUUAAGAUUCUUUAUCAAAUAUCGACUAUUGUUUCUUGCGUCAACACGUUCCAAGAAUCAGAACUUCUCUAAAGAUGGCCACCGUAGGAAACAUGCUUCGUGUCCUUUUGAGCAGGGGAUAAUUGGCCGCGAGGUCCCACCCAUAGCAUACAGGAUGCGGCCACUAAGUCAGUUGCAUUUGCAGUCUACAUUGCGGAGGGCGCCGUCGAUGAAGAAGUUUCUGAUUUUCCUGGUGCUCAUGGUGGCCGUGUGCUACGCCGCCCCAACCGAGCCGGAAGCUGAGCCCGAGGCGCCUCCAGCAGAAGGCGCGGACGCGAUUCCGGUGCCAAUGCAGGGCCCCUUGGCCGAUUUAUGCAAAUAUCCACUGACGUUAGUCCCCUUCUUGAAGGACAAUUUGAAUAAUCCCAUAGUGGAAGCAAUCAUUAAAAAGUUGUGUCCGUUC
Messenger RNA from Iphiclides podalirius (scarce swallowtail), 447 nucleotides. The record is from the annotation of a GenBank genome assembly. NCBI's taxonomy places the organism in Eukaryota, Metazoa, Arthropoda, Insecta, Lepidoptera, Papilionidae.